AUGGGGAACAGGACAGAGGUGACAGAGUUCCUGCUGCUGGGACUGACCUCUGACCCCCACCUGCAGCUUCCCCUCUUCAUCACCUUCCUCCUCAUCUACACCAUCACUGUGGCUGGGAACCUGGGGAUGAUCCUGCUCAUCCUCCUGGACUCCCGUCUGCACAGCCCCAUGUACUUUUUCCUGGGAAAUCUGUCCCUGGUGGAUUUCUGUUCCUCUUCCACUGUCACUCCCACAGUCAUGGCUGGGCUCCUUCUAGGAGAGAAGAUCAUUUCCUACAAUGCCUGUGCUGCUCAGAUGUUCCUGCUUGCAGCCCUUGUUACUGUGGAAAAUUACCUCCUGGCUGUCAUGGCCUAUGACCGCUAUGCCGCAGUGUGCAAACCGUUGCAUUACACCACCACCAUGACCACAAAUGUGUGCACAGGUCUGGUCCUAGGUUCCUAUGCCUGUGGCUUUCUCAAUGCCACCCUCCACAUUGGAGACACAUUCAGUCUCUCCUUCUGCAAUUCCAACGUGGUCCACCACUUUUUCUGUGAUAUUCCAGCAGUCAUGGUUCUUUCUUGCUCAGAGAAACAGGUCAGUGAGCUGGUUCUUAUUUAUGUUGUGAGCUUCCACAUCUUUUUUGCCUUCUUUAUUAUCUGGAUAUCUUACGUCUUCAUUUUUGUCACCAUCCUAAGUAAGCACUCAGGCACAGGAGCUCAGAAGGCUCUGUCAACCUGCGCUUCUCAUUUUACGGCAGUCUCCAUUUUCUAUGGGACGAGUAUCUUCAUGUACCUGCAGCCGAGCUCCAGUCACUCCAUGGACACGGACAAAAUUGCAUCCGUGUUCUACACAAUGAUCAUCCCCAUGCUGAACCCCAUGGUCUACAGCCUGAGGAACAAGGAGGUCAAGAGUGCAUUCUUAAAGAUCAAUCGUGCAUUCAUUUUUUGGAGCCAGAAACAUCUUUAA
Messenger RNA from Cavia porcellus (domestic guinea pig), 945 nucleotides. Its product is annotated as olfactory receptor 5B3-like. The coding region runs from base 1 to 945 and encodes 314 amino acids. The transcript has a single exon. Lineage: Eukaryota; Metazoa; Chordata; Mammalia; Rodentia; Caviidae. Gene Ontology annotation, molecular function: olfactory receptor activity; G protein-coupled receptor activity; odorant binding. Gene Ontology annotation, cellular component: membrane. The record is from RefSeq and is a predicted model, not a curated record. Gene Ontology annotation, biological process: G protein-coupled receptor signaling pathway; sensory perception of smell.